CGCUAGGUGUAGGUAUCUACGAACGAAUCGGAGCAGGAGCAAUCAACGAAACCUGCUUCCACUUGGCCUGGCCGUCAGUUGAGAUUCGACACAGAGCAAGACUAGAAGACUGACGACUGGGACGUGACGCGACCGUGUGUGUAUAUAUCGCAGCGCAUAGAUAUAUCGCUUCCAAUUAGAGUAUACGGCGAAUAGUCUAUAGAUCUAGAACAUACAAUUCCACUGUUAUCAAUUCGCCGCACGGUGACAAAUGCGUGAAAGGUUACAAGGAAUACCGUAUUGUAGGCUGUUAUCAAACAGAUAAGAGGCUAUUUUUUCUUCAGAAUUUUGUUUGAGUGAAUAUAAUGCCGAGUAGCGAGUGAUUAGUCUUAGAUGGUGCAGUGCGACUAAAAUCGUUUGAAAAUAUCAGUACACAGUAGCAAAAUCAUUCAGUGCAAGUGAACCAAUUCGAUCAGAAGGAAAAGAACCAAGAUUUCGAUACGUGCUGUGGGAAAAUAUCAAUUUUGUACAACAUGUGCAACUGAUUUGAGGUCUUGAACUCAGUCAAUUUGGAUCAAAUAAUAUGUUAAGGUUCUCACUUGUGUUGUAGUAGUGGUUAUUACUCUCAGCUUCCAAAAAUUAUCAUCGUUUCACCGUCUUGGCCUUAGUCGUGACUUUGCCAUAGUCGUCAGAAAAGUUGGCAAAAGUGGAAUAAAAAUUCUGAUUGAUUUAUGAAUGUGUGGAUCGCGGACAAAUGCGAACACGUUAGGAAGAGCUAGCUUACGUAGUCUGCUCUGGGACGAACGUCACUCCAAUUCACUUCGAACUGCGUGCAUGCACAGUGCAUUACGACUCUGAACGUGUUGGUGCAUCUCGUCUGCCAGAAAAUCGAAUCAUCACCCAACGCCUCCGCAAAACAGGCGCGCUCCGUCCCUUGCAAUAAGGCAGGAAACGAUUUUGAAAAUCUCAACCCUCGAAAAUUUGCAUCUGCAUUAUACGCGCACAUUGCAAAUAAAUUUUCCUUUCAUUUACACCGGUACCUGUGUGUAAGUGAACCGACGAAAAGAAAGGAAAAUAAUUUCAUUUUCUGGUGCAAAAUACAGCACAUAAUGGUGUAGGAAAGCCACAGAACGCAAAACGCCUCAGCUACAUCGCAGCAAAAAAGUGGAAGCGUAAAACUCGACAUUGAAGAAGACCGCUGGCAAAAAUAAAACAUAAAUAUAUUCACACAAAGUCGAAAGUAAACACGCGGCUUGCAGUCUUCUAUGCGUUCAACGAUAUCGUCGACGGCGUUCACGUUCGGUUACUUUGUCUAGAGUCACCUUAAUCCGGUGCGCAGUUCGAUCGUAGUAGACUGACUGCUCGCCACUAGCUUCGCACGUAACCGCAUAAUCGACCUUGUUGGUGGCGUUCUGCGCUAAAUACCGCGGCUGGAAAAUACAACCUACUCGAUUACUCGAUCUUAGGUAGAGUUCGAGCACACGUCCGCUACGCCAAGCUUCUCAUCAACGAUUAACAAAACAAACAAACGAAACUUCGACGGGCAGAAUGGCUGAUAUCAUCGAGGAUGAGAUGAAACACUGCUAUGAGAAUCUAAUCGUCGUGGACGUUGGCGCCAAUCUGACCAACAAAAAGUACAUCCGUGACCUGGACUCGGUGAUACAGCGCGCAAAAGAUUCUGGCGUCCAAAAGAUCAUGGUACCGGGCACGUCGGUCAAGUCGAGCAAAGAGGCCCUUCGGUUGACGCGCAUCUACCCGGGCAUCAUUUACUCGACGGCGGGGAUCCAUCCGCACGAUUCGAAGUCCAUCAUCGAGGAACCGAGCACGUGGCACGACUUUGAGGUAAUCGCCGGUGCGCCGGAAUGCGUAGCUAUCGGACCGUGCGGGCUUGACUAUCAACGGGAUUUUAGCGAGCCGUGCACCCAGAAGGACAUCUUCGAGCGGCAGCUGAAGCUGGCGUGCAGUCUGCAGAAGCCAAUACUGAUACACGAACGAUCUGCUCAGGAGGAUGUGUUGGAAAUACUCUCGAAAUUCCAACCUACCCCGCAGAUUAUAAUCAGAGGCUUCAUGGGCACGACUGAAGAAGCGUUGAAAUAUCUUCAAAGGGACUACUACAUAUCACUAACGGGUUAUCUAUGCAAGGACAAAUCUGACACUGGCGUUCGCAAACUACUCGAGGAUGGUCGGCUCCCUCUGGAACGCCUCCUGGUGGAAACCGAUUCGCCGUUCAUGUAUCCCAACACACGGGCUUCCAAGCUGCCGCAGCACGUGAAAACGGGUCUAACGGAACGAUCACUGCUCUACUUGCACCGCUACUGUACCUUCCAACGCAACGAACCUUGUAGCCUUCCGGCUAUUGUAGAAAUGAUUGCUGCAUUCAUGAACAAGAAACCCGAAGACGUCGGGUUGGCAACGGCUUUCAAUGCGCUGAAAUUAUUCGGACUGUCCCAAUGAUGGGAGUCACCGAUCAAACACAUAACUCAGAAAAACAUAAACGACAAUGAGCUCUAAAACGAAAACGAUAUAUUGCCCUAAACCCAUGAUUUUAUCCAAUUAUUAUUUAGUGAAACGAUUUCGCUAAACCUAUCGAAACAUGCUAGCAUGGACUAUUUUAAAAUACACGAUUUUAUAUUCCUAGAACACACACACCCAAGAACACAUGCGAUUGUUGAUUUGAUCCUAUUUAAGUCUUGCCUGAUUAUAACGUAGUAUAUUAAUUGUUGUUCUAAUUAGUUGAUCCUCACGACUGCUCAAAGAGCUGCUCUUUAGAUGUUAAACACAAACAAACAGGCGUAACUUGUUGAAGAGGCGUCCUUUUUGAGCGCAGUAAUCUUCAAAAAUCUCGCCGCCUAUAAGUUAUUACUAUUUGUAUGUGUAGUUUUAUUAAUAAAAUAACAUAUUGUUCUGUUCCACGUAGAUUUAAAACAGCUGCGCGUAGUUGUAUUUUUUAACAGUAAGCAUGUGAAACAAACGAAAUGUGUUAAUUUGAAUUUAUGUUCUAUGUGUAAAGCUAAAGACUGAAGUAACUAAAACAUUAGAAAAAAAAAGAAGCACGAUAUAUAGUCGAGAACCAAACCCUGUUAACUAAUCUCGCGAGAAUAGAAAGUACGGGAAAUUAGAAGGCAACACAACUCUGCUCGUUUUCAGGGAAAUCGCACUCGAUCAGGGAAUAAUCUCAGCUUAGUCAUAUAGGCAAUCCGUUUUACAGCAAUACACAUUCCUUGCCAAUGGCGAUUUCUCGAGAAGUGACCAGGGUUGACGGCCUGUAGAAACCCGAACCCGAGGUCUUUCUUUCAAGUGCUUGUGAAGGACUGUUCUAAACAAAAUCAUAAGGUAAAGCAAUACUAUUAUCUGCUCUGGCUAAGGUUAUGUGACUAGUAGAUAUGAGUGCUCUUAUCAUCUUGCUGUAAGUUGUAUUGUUGAAUGUAAGGAUAUUUAAGGGGGAACUAAUUUAAAGUGAUUGUUAUUCACUCAGUUAUAAAUAUUUGCGUUGAAUGGUGACAAGAAAGAAGUGUAAUUAUAGGAAGAAAAGUGCCAUAAUGUAGGAUCUUACUGUCAAGAUUUGACUAUGCGACACUCUGUAUUCAUCGUGUAAAUUAUUGAGAUUGAAAUAAAGAGUAUAUUUUUAUAGAAAA
This is a messenger RNA of Armigeres subalbatus, 3614 nucleotides long. Its product is annotated as 3'-5' ssDNA/RNA exonuclease TatD. The transcript is spliced from 4 exons. NCBI's taxonomy places the organism in Eukaryota, Metazoa, Arthropoda, Insecta, Diptera, Culicidae. The coding region runs from base 1528 to 2433 and encodes 301 amino acids. The record is from RefSeq and is a predicted model, not a curated record. Gene Ontology annotation, cellular component: cytosol. Gene Ontology annotation, molecular function: single-stranded DNA 3'-5' DNA exonuclease activity.